AUGAGAUUUGCUUUAGAGCUCAGAAAAAUUGAACCAGAAAAGAAACCUGUCCGUCCAAAUAAUAUCAACAGAAGAUUACUCGGUUUUGGUUGUUUAUCACUGGCUAAAGAUCAACAAUAUUUCCAACGUUACUCUUUGUUAUCACAUUUAUACAGUAGUAGGAAGAGUUUUAAGACUUGA
Clunio marinus is the source of this 180-nucleotide messenger RNA. The record is from the annotation of a GenBank genome assembly. Lineage: Eukaryota; Metazoa; Arthropoda; Insecta; Diptera; Chironomidae.